AUGUCCGAUGCGGCGGGAAUGGCCAGUAGCGAUGAAGAGGGUCUCCCCACCGGCAGCGGCAGCGGUCGCCAGCGCGUCCAGCGCGACUACAGUGAUGCCAGGUUGGAACGGGUGGCCGGCUAUACAACGACCACAAUGCGCCUCAAACCCGAUAAAUGGACCAAAAUGAUGGCCAAUGAUGAGUUGCGGCGCAUUGUUUUGGAAUGGCAGCAUGGCCACAGUCGCGUCCUGGUGAUGACUCUCAGUCCGGGCGGAGAUCUGGUGCCCAGGAGUUGCCUCAGUGAUUUGUACUUGCCGUAUUCGGUGCAGAGCACUCGUGGUUCCAUCCUAUCCACCAUGCAACCGCUCGAAGAUGAAGCCAUGGCCAGUGUCACGGCAGCCGUAUCGGCCGUGGUGUCUGCAACACCCGGAGCCAUGCUUAUUCCAUUGCCACCCGCCUCGUCCAGUUUUACAACUUUGGACGGAGUGCCGCGCGGCAAGUGCGCCUACUUUGUCCGCCGUAAUACUUCCGAUGGAUCUUUGACGGCAACCAAUUUCGCGGAGAGCGUUCUAUACGGAGACUUCCCGGUGCACAGCAAAAUCGAAACCAUGUCGCUGCUGUUCGACGAAGUGUUGCAACCGCUCUUGGAGCAGGCACAAAGUCAAUGGCCCGCCAUUGUUCGGAAGGAUCUGCAAGCGCGCAUCAAGGAAGUGCGGAAUACACUGACCGAGAUUAAGGGCAAAACCAACAAUCGCACAAUUUUAUCGUUAUUAGUUUCGCCAACAAUCGUCGAGGAAGUGUUUGCCCACGUGAGUCAAGGACAAUUAAGACCUGCCCUGGAUCCAAAGUUCCGCAACCUGCUGGAAGAGAUGUUUAUUAACUGGACUACCCAGAUGCACGACAUAGUCAUGGAGCGUUCCGAGUGCCAACCCUUGGGAUCGGCCACCAUGUCAUCCGGUCAUCAACCAAAGCACCUAACAUUCGUUUCUCUGCCUGCGCAGGAGAUUGGUUUCUGGACAAACCGGAAGUUAAACUUGCAGAAUAUCUACGAGCAGCUGCGAGAGUCCACGCACAAGACUCUAGCCCAGAUUCUGGAGCGGAUCGAGUCAGUUUAUUAUGUGCCAUAUUCCACUGCAUUCAGAAAGCUAGUGGCAGCCUGGCUGGAGGCCCAAGAUGUGUCCCUUUGGCUGCAGCCCCUUCUCCGCCAGACUUCAGCCUUCAAUUCGGUUCAGUUCAGCAAUGGUCACGAUUUGGUGGCACCACUGGUUCACGUAUUGCACCUGGUGUGGAGCAAUGCCAGGUACUAUCGCAGCACCCAAAGGAUGAGUGUCCUGCUGCGCUGUAUCUGUAACAUGUUGGUGCACCGCGCCGCCGAGGACCUUGAACUGCAGCUUCUUUUCCAGGGAGACGCCGACGAGGGGCUGCUGAAAAUCAAUCGAACCACCCAAAUUCUGGACCUAUUCAAGCAACGAGUGCUGGAGUACAAGGAACGCUAUAGCGGCAAUCAGAUAGUUUUGCCACCACUUCCUGAAGGAGCAGCAGCGGUGGCUCCCUCUCCUUCACCCGAUGACCAGCAACAGCUCUGGCGCUUCUGCCACGAGGAUGUGUUUGGCCAGACACUCGAUAGUUUCUCGUCUCAAUUGGUGGAGUUGCGUCAGGUCUUUGAGGCGGCUGUGCAGUUUCAGCAGCUAGAAAAGCUUGAAGUUGGCGGAUUGAGGGGUAAAAUACUAACAGAACGAGUUAGAGAGAUCUUUGGCGAAUUUAAAGUACUUUUUGAGCAAUGGAGCAACGUGGACAUCGAUCUCACAGCUACGGUAGCCAGCAAAUGGAAAUGUUUCCGUCGGGAACAAGCCCUCUUCUUCAGUCGCAUGCAACUUCUUGAGCAAAAGCUGGCCACCGUUUUACUUCAGGCCUUCGAACAAUGUCACAGCUGGACGCACUUGCUCCGAUUAACUUUAAUGUUCGGCUGCCUCUUGCAACGUGAUGCCGUAAGACCAGAACUGGCGAGAGUCCUUCCGCAUAUCCUUUUCAUCUACGACACGGAAAUCGAACAGCUGGAGGAGAGUGUGACGGAGGUUCUUCUGGGCUACGAAAUACGUGGCUUGGCAGCCUUACCUAUGGCCAACAACUUUCCGCCCAUUGCCAAUGCCAUGAUGUGGCUAGAGCAGCAUAUCAGUCGCUGCGAUGAAUUUGGAGCCAAGGAGUUAAAUCAAUUCAUUGAGCAAUUACUAAAGGAGAAAUCAGAGCUUCAGACAUUGCCCCUUCAGUGGGCAUCUCUCCUUUCGCGUCGUAAUAUUUUGACGACAAAACUAAGUAAUCUUCAGAUGAAAAUCUGGACCACCUGGCAUGAGUGCAUCGAUAAGCUAAUCGUCCGUGGGCUAGAUGAAUCCGUGCUUUCCCAGUCAGAGGAUAAUAGUCAACUUUAUCUAAACUUCUCCCCAGUGCUAUUCACUCUGCUAAAGGAGACCAAGUACUUGUUGGCUCUUCAGGCCACUGGCAGCUUAUCUGGCGAUCUCUUCCAGCUGCCAGAGCCACUGCUCACUCUGUACGGACAGCGGGAUGCUUAUUGGGAGCGCCGCAUACGACUCAUCAAGAUUGGAGAGUUCUACAAUGGCAUUCGCUCCGGGGAAUGUGCUGCAGCUGAGCUCCAAUUAAUACGCAACGACCUGGCGACCAUCGAUGAACAGGUGGCUGUGGCGUGUCAACAGCUGACAUGGCGGAACUACGAUGAUCCGCUUGUCGCUGACAUCUUUGAGCAUAGUCGGGAUCUGUUUGCCCGCCUGCAGCAGUCGCACGGCAAUCUGGAUGCAAUCCUGGCCAGUAUGCGUCGCUGGAGCCGCGAGCCGCUGCAUCAACGCAGCUUAUACGGUCGCAAUCUCCUGGAUCUUCGCCACCAGCAAGAUCGAGUGCGUCUGCGAUUGCUUCAAUGCGAUGAGACGAAGAUGCUUCUAAAUCGCCUGCUGAUAGCCAACUUCUGUCUGUUCUUUAACUAUGAGUCCCAGGAGUUUCAGCUGUACUCCAGAGAUCUCAGUGUGCAGGAGUUCGUCCGUGAAUUUCCCAAGGAGCAGAGGCGUCAAUACAAUAAAUACCUGGCCAGUGUGGAUGACUUGAUUUGCCGCGAAGUCCGUGAGGCAAUGAGAAUAAGUUUAGAGUAUUUGUACAAAGAAAUGACAGCAACAGCAGCGGCAACGGCAACGGCAACGCCAACGACUGCAGCGACGGCAAUAGUUCCUGUGGAUUCCGGUACUUCAGCCAGUAUGGCAAGGUUAGUCCUACAGCAAAUCACAGCGCCACAGGCGACAGCAACAGGAGGAGCAGGAGCAGGAGCAGCAGGAGCUUCACCAGCCAACGAUGCUCCACUCUUCGAAGUAAAAUUGGAGCUGACGGAAACGGAAAUACGCUUUUCGCCCGCCUUUGAUGCAAGUGUGGAAAAUAAUUUUCAACAAAUUGUGGAGCAGCUGUUGCUCGAUAUAAAACAGACAUGCGACUGCAUGCCAAGAAUUGUGGCUGACAAUGCCCUGUCAGAGGAUGAUGAAGACGACGACGGCGACACGGCGACGGUAGAGUACGAGCAGGAGCAGAAGUUAAAAGUGAAGCCGAUACAGGAUCAAGAACAGCAACAGGAACUGGAACUAGAGGGAUAUGAGCUGGAGCAGGAGAGCCCAAAGCCGCAGGCUGUGCAAUUCAACCUGCUGGCAGCCGCCAAGGCAUAUAGCCAAAAAAUUGAAAGCACUGUCGAUGGUCUGGAAAUGCUGGAGAAGGCCAUUCGCGAUGCCCUGGCGGAUACGGUAGAGGCGGCAUCGGCUUACGCUGCCAAAUUCCACGCCUAUGCAUUCCUGUGGACCCAGCAGAGCGGUGAUGUGCUGGCCGCUUGCAUGCAAACAGCCAGGGAGCAGACGCACCACGUCAGCGCCGGCGGCUAUGCCAUCAUGGAGACGUUCAAAAAGGAGAUCGAAAACUACAAUGAGGUACACGAUGCCAUUGACCAGUGCGAGAACCGGGAGUGCAUUAACGGAUGGUUAGCCCUGGAUCUGAAACCCCUCAAGUAUGGCCUUCUUAACCUGGCCUGCAAAUGGUCCCAUCUGUGCAAGAAAUGGUUACUCCGCUACGUCCAGGGUACUCUUAAGGACUUAAAUGCAUUCAUUGCCCGCGGUCACGAGACGCUGCAGCUACAGAUCGCUCGUCAUGACUUUUCCACCCUUUUGCGCGUUUUGGCCAUCAUGUCGGAGAUCCGGCAGCGGGAGCCUUAUGCGGAUAACCUAUUCAAGCCCCUUAAAGAUAUCAUGGGCCUGCUCAAGACCUACAACGUAGAGUUCGAGCCGCAACUAUUAAGGGGAAUAGAGCAGUUGCCGCAACAGUGGCAGCAGCUCAAACAUACCAGUACCGUUAAGCAGGAGGCCCUGCAGGACACUCGCUUCCACCAACAACAACGAGUGACCGCCCUGAUUGGCCUGCACACCUGCCAUUUGCAGCAUUAUGCCCGGCAAUUCCAAAAGAUGCCGUUCUUCCGUGUGCCUUGCCCGAAAGUCUAUGAUGCCUGUGAUGAGGUCUACGUCCGUCUGCAUCAAUUCCGUCGUCAGCAGCGUCUUUAUACCCGCUGGGCCAGACUUCUCGACAUCCAGCCACCCGACUCUGCAACCCUGCAACUGUGCGAGGUCGAACUGAGAAGGGUCAAGCAAUUAUGGGACUUUGUGCGCGUCAUCGAGUCGUGCAUCGUGGACUGGCAUGCCACGCCCUGGCUGCUCAUUGACACCGAUGACAUGGAACACGAAUGCAAGAAGUUCACCCGCGACCUCCGUACCCUGGACAAGUGCAUCCGCGAGUGGGCGCCCUACGUCCACAUUUUGGGCGUUCUACGUGAAUUGGUCGCCUCGCUGAGGGCCAUCACCGAGCUGCAGAAUCCAGCAAUUACGGAACGCCACUGGAUGGAGCUGAUGCAGCUGACAAAGCUCUCCUACAAAUGCAACAAAUCCACCAAACUGGCCCAGCUACUGACCCUGCAACUUCAGCAUCACGAGGAAGACAUCAAGAACACUGUGGACCGGGCCAUCAAGGAGAUGACGGUGACCAAGAUUCUUGACGAGAUCAGGGCCACCUGGGCGCAUUUAGAAUUCGAGUUGGAGCAGCAUCAUACCCGACCCAGCAUCCAGUUACUGAAGGUAUCAGAGGAGCUCAUCGAAACUCUAGACGACAACCAGAUGCAACUGCAGAAUAUCUCCACCUCGAAGCACAUUGAGUACCUUCUGGACAAACUCACUCACUGGCAGAAGGUUCUUGGGGGCAUUGACACUCUGAUCGUUAACUGGUUUGAGGUACAGCGGAAGUGGAUUUACCUUGAGUGCAUUUUCAUCGGAUCAGCAGAUAUUCGCGCCCAACUACCAGCGGAUGCGGCCAACUUUGAGAGGAUCGAUAAGGACUUUACGGAACUUUUAGCCAAGGUAAGUGAGGUUCGAGUAGUCAUGCAGGUGGUGCUGCGGCAUGAGGAUGUCCUUGCCCAAUUGCUGCAACUCCAACAGCGCCUGGCGAUUUGCGAGAAGGCUCUGAAUGAUUACCUAGAGACCAAGAGAUUGGCCUUUCCACGAUUCUACUUUAUCUCCGCCGCCGACCUCUUGGAUAUUCUGUCCAACGGAAACAAUCCGCAGGUGAUUGAUCGUCACCUGAUUAAGUUGUUUGAUUCCAUCCUUCGGCUGCAGUAUGAAACAAAUACACCAAACGCGUUGGGAAUGCAUUCCAAGGAGAAUGAUGAGUAUGUGCCCUUCGUUUCUUCGGAUCCGGAUCAGCCCGCCUUCAUUGUUUGCGGAGGGAGAGUAGAGCUAUGGCUGCGGGCCAUUAUCCAGCAGAUGAGGAGUACUCUGCAUGAAUUGUUCCGCCGUGCUCUGAGGGCUUUCGGAGAGAAACCUCGGGAACUCUGGCUCUAUGAUUGGCCAGCCCAGGUGGCACUCUGCUGCAGUCAAAUAAGCUGGACAGCGGAUGUGAAUCGCUCCUUUAGCUGCAUGGAGGAGGGAUACGAGGGUGUGAUGAAGGAGUUACACAAGCGACAAAUAGCUCAGUUAAAUGCUUUGAUCAAUCUUCUGCUUGGUGAACUCUCACCCGGAGAUCGCCAGAAAAUCAUGACCAUCUGCACAAUUGAUGUGCAUUCGCGUGAUGUGGUCGGUAAGAUCAUAGCCUCCAAGGUGGACAAUUCACUGGCUUUCCAAUGGCAGAGCCAGUUGCGUCACAGAUGGGAUGACGACCAGGCGGGAAGUUCCAGUGGCAGAGCUAGUACGGCCAUAAGUUGCGGCGGAGGAGAUGAGGAUUGCUUUGCCAAUAUCUGCGAUGCCGAAUUCCGAUAUGCCUACGAGUAUCUGGGGAAUACCUCACGAUUGGUCAUUACCCCGCUAACGGAUCGGUGUUACAUCACAUUGACACAGUCGUUGCGAUUGCGGCUGGCCGGUGCAACCGCUGGACCCGCCGGUACGGGUAAAACAGAAACCACCAAGGACCUGGGACGCGCCCUGGGCGUAAUGGUUUAUGUCUUCAACUGCUCAGAGCAAAUGGACUACAAAUCUUGUGGCAACAUUUACAAAGGGCUCGCCCAGACUGGAGCCUGGGGCUGCUUUGACGAGUUCAAUCGCAUCUGCGUGGAGGUCCUGUCCGUGGUGGCCGUCCAGGUGAAGACCAUACAGGAGGCGAUAAAGAUGCAUAAAACCCAAUUUAUCUUUAUGGGCGAGCGCAUUUCGCUGGAGCCGUCGGUUGGAAUUUUUAUCACCAUGAAUCCCGGCUACGCCGGCCGUACGGAGCUGCCGGAGAACCUGAAGACCCUGUUCCGGCCAUGCGCCAUGAUUGUGCCGGACUUUGCCUUGAUUUGUGAGAUUAUGCUAAUGGCCGAGGGUUUCCAGGAUGCCCGUCUGCUGGCCCGCAAAUUUAUCACCCUGUACACGCUGUGCAAGGAGCUGUUGUCCAAGCAGGAUCACUACGAUUGGGGACUGCGGGCCAUUAAAUCUGUCUUGGUUGUUGCGGGUACUCUCAAGCGGGACGACCACAGUCGCCCUGAGGAUCAGGUCCUCAUGCGUGCACUGCGUGACUUCAAUAUUCCCAAGAUUGUCACGGAGGAUGUGCCCAUAUUUAUGGGUCUGAUUGGAGACCUCUUCCCGGCUCUUGAUGUCCCACGCAAGCGGGUCUUUGAAUUCGAGAAGACCAUCAGGAGGGCAGUGAAUGAAAUUAAACUGCAACCGGAAGAGGGUUUCCUUAUGAAGGUGGUGCAACUCCAGGAACUCCUCGAUGUACGCCAUUCGGUAUUUAUAGUGGGUAAUGCAGGCACUGGGAAGACUAAGAUCUGGCAAACCCUUCGCGAAACUUAUCGCAUCCAGAAGCUGAAACCCGUGUGCCAUGUGCUCAAUCCCAAAGCUCUAUCCAACGAUGAGCUCUUUGGCAUCGUUAAUCCCACAACGAGAGAGUGGAAGGAUGGCCUGUUCUCAUCCAUUAUGAGAGAGCAGGCCAACAUGCCACCAGGAAAUCCCAAGUGGAUAGUCCUCGAUGGCGAUAUAGAUCCCAUGUGGAUCGAGAGUCUUAACACCCUGAUGGAUGACAACAAGAUUUUGACCUUGGCUAGUAAUGAGAGAAUAUCCUUAAAGCGGGAGAUGCGGCUGCUCUUCGAGGUGGGACAUCUGAAGGCAGCGACCCCCGCCACUGUGUCCAGAGCAGGAAUUUUGUACAUCAAUCCACAGGACUUGGGAUGGUCGCCCUACGUCUCCUCUUGGCUGGAAACUCGUGUUGACAUGAUUGAGCGGGGUAUCCUUACCACGCUGUUUGAGAAGUACUUUCCCUGCCUUAUGCAGCGACAGCGUGACUUCCGGCGGAUUACUCCCAUUACGGACAUGGCUAUGAUACAGAUGACCUGCCACCUGCUCGAGUGCCUCUUAGAUACCGAUGAAGGAAAUGGUGAUGGACGAGGUAGAGGAAGUGGAGCCGGAGGAGCAGCGAAUCCACAUAGCUUGCACCACGGGGAACUCUCCCACGAAGCGAUGGUUAUGGCCCUGGAAACGAUCUUUGUCUACGCCACUGUAUGGAGUUUUGGUUCUGCUCUAAGUCAGGAUGUAAUCAUCGACUGGCAUCGCGAGUUCCACAAAUGGUGGGCAGGAGAGUUUAAGGAUAUCAAGCUGCCCAGCCAGGGCACAGUGUUUGAUUAUCAGUUAAAUGUGCAGACCCUAAAGUUUCAACCUUGGUCUGAGUUAGCUGCCCAGGAGUCGCUGGAAGGAAUUGACUCGGAGACUCCCUUGCAGAAUGUGCUAAUUUCUACUGCGGAGACCACUCGCCUGGUCUACUUCCUUAAGCUUCUCAUCGACCGCAAUUUGGCGUGCAUGUUGGUGGGCAACUCGGGCUGUGGCAAAGGUGCCAUCUUCCGGGAGCUGUUCAGUCAGUAUGCCAGCGACCAGGAACUGCUCGAAGUGGCCGUGUCAACGGUUACAGCAAGUGACAGCCAUCAGCAGCAGACGGUGAAUCCAGCAGGAGCUGGAGUUGUGCGGCGAAAGGCUUCCUCCUCGGCAACUCCGCUUCUGACCACCGUGCAGGCCACGCACUUUAACUUCUACACCAGCUCAGAGAUAUUCCAGAAGAUGCUUGACCGUCCGCUGGAGAAGAAGUCGGGACGCUGCUAUGCUCCAAGUGGACCCAAGCGCCGACUCAUUUACUUUGUCAACGAUUUGAACAUGCCCGAGGUGGAUGCAUAUGGCACUGUUCAGCCACACACUAUUAUGCGACAGUUCAUGGACUACAGACAAUGGUACGACCGUCAGCGGCUGCAGUUGAAAGACAUCCGACACUGCCAGUUUGCAGCCUGUAUGAAUCCAACUGCUGGCUCCUUCACCAUCGAUCCACGAUUGCAGCGACACUUUUGUGUAUUUUCGGUGGCACCUCCGGGGGAGGAAACCUUGCACCACAUCUAUGGUAGCAUCCUGAGCAGUCAUUUGGAGAAUCCCUCUCAAGGAUUCAGCAAGGAGAUUCGAUCUAUUGGAAGCUUACUAGUACGUGUGGGAAUUGCUCUUCACCGUCGGGUUGAAUACGCCUUUUUGCCCACCGCCCUCAAGUUUCACUACCUAUUCAAUCUGAGGGACCUAACGGGCAUCUAUCAGGGGCUAAUGAACAGCGUAGGGGCUCCGGCAUUGGCAGGUGGAGGUGGUGCAUCCGGCUAUGGAGGAACCGUAUGUGGUAGGCCCUCUGAACUUAUGAGGCUCUAUGUGCACGAAGCUUUUCGAGUCUAUCACGAUCGCUUGGUCGAUCCCUAUGAUAUCAAGUCGUUUAAGUCCUCCAUUCGGGAUAUAUUUAAGAAGGAUUUUGAGGACUUUGACGAAGACUUUGUAUUUGCAGAGCCAUUGAUAUAUAGUCAUUUUGCCCAGUCACUGGUGGACCAGAAGUACAUGCCUCUUAAAAGCUGGGACUCACUUUACCAACUGCUAAUAGAAGCUCAGGCUAGCUACAAUGAGGUGGUGGGCUACAUGAAUCUCGUCCUCUUCGAGGAUGCCAUGAUACACGUGUGCCGUAUCAAUCGCAUUCUUGAGAGCCCUCGGGGAAAUGCCCUUCUCAUCGGAGUAGGAGGUUCAGGAAAGCAAACUCUUGCCCGCCUGGCUGCCUUCAUAUCCUCUCUAAAUGUCUCGCAAAUCCAAAUCAAGCGAGGAUUCGGUCUGCUAGAUAUGCGGGAGGAAAUCGGUAGCCUUUACAUCAAGGUGGGCCUUAAAAACCUGGCCUCUGUAUUUCUCAUCUCGGAUGCACAGAUUCCCGACGAGUCUAUAUUGAUGCUGAUUAAUGAUCUGCUGGCCUCUGGUGAAAUUCCCGAGCUCUUCAACGACGACCAGUUGGACACUAUUACCAAUGGGAUCCGCAACGAAGUGAAGCAGAGCGGUACGCUGGACACCAAGGAGAACUGUUGGCGGUAUUUUGUGGAAAAGGUGAGAAGACUUCUCAAAGUGGUUCUCUGUUUCUCGCCGGUGGGUCAAACGUUGCGGGUUAGGGCUCGCAAAUUUCCGGCCAUCAUCAGUCGAACGGCCAUCGACUGGUUUCAUGAGUGGCCCAAAAGCGCCCUGGAAUCCGUAUCACAGAAGUUUCUCAACGAAAUCAACGGCAUACUGGAGCCCGAACUGGUGCCGCCCAUCGGUUGCUUUAUGGCUUACGUCCACGGCACCGUGAAUCAGAUAUCGAGAAUUUAUCUGCAGAAUGAAAAACGCUACAACUACACGACCCCGAAAACUUUUCUGGAAUACAUUUUCCUCUACCGCAAACUGUUGGUGGACAAAAACGGCGAAUUCGCUGAGCGCAUCGCUCGCCUGCAAAGCGGAAUGUCCAAGCUGGCGGAGUGCGCCCGUCAGGUGGACACGCUGAAGCAUCAACUGGCCAUCCAAGAGGUUCAACUGGCGGCCAAAAACGCGGCGGCCGAUAAACUUAUUGUUAUUGUUAGCGCUGAAAGUGAAAAGGUGAAGAGGGAGAGAUACAUCGCCUCCGAGGAGGAGAAACGGGUGCGGAUAAUCGAAGAAGAUGUGUCUAUCAAGACCAAGAUGUGCGAGGAGGAUCUGCGUCAGGCAGAACCCGCCUUGGUAGCCGCUCAAGCAGCUCUGAAUACCUUAAACAAGAACAAUCUCACGGAACUCAAGUCAUUUGGUUCGCCACCAAAAGCGGUAGUCAAUGUUUGUGCCGCUGUCAUGGUAUUGCUUGCCAGUAAUGGAAAGAUUCCAAGGGAUCGUAGCUGGAAAGCAUCCAAGCUGAUGAUGGUGCGAGUGGAUCAGUUCCUCAACGAUCUACUCAACUACAACAAGGAUAACAUACAUCCCAAUAUUAUUGAAACCCUUCAGGAAUAUCUUAAGGAUCCCGAGUUCAAUCCCGACAAGGUGGUACAAAAGUCAGUAGCUGCUGCAGGGCUCUGUGCCUGGGUAAUAAACCUGCAUCGCUACCAUCAGGUAUUCCUGAUUGUGGGACCCAAGCAGCAGGCUCUGCAGGACUCGCAUCAAGAACUGCUGGAAGCCAGAGAACGCCUGCAAUACCUUAAGGGGAAAAUCAACAACCUGGAGGCCAAGCUGGCCGAGAUUCAGGCAGAGUUCGAGAAUGCGGUUGCUGAGAAGCAGAGAUGCCAAAAGGAGGCGGACAAGACCGCCUUUACCAUCGACCUGGCCCAUCGGCUGGUCAAUGGGCUUGCCAAUGAGAACAUCCGCUGGAAGGAGUCCGUCCAGAGCCUGCAAGCCAAGAUUGGUACCCUGCCCGGAGAUAUACUGCUAAUUUCCUCGUUCCUAUCGUACGUGGGCUGCUUCACGCGCCGCUAUCGUGAGGAACUGCAGCACAAGAUGUGGCUGCCCAACUUUCGCAAAAUCGAUCCGCACAUUCCUCACACCGAGGGUGUGGAUACCCUCGCCCUUUUCUCGGAUGAUGCUCAAAUAGCCGCUUGGAAUAACGAAGGACUUCCCAUGGAUCGUAUGUCCACGGAGAAUGCCACCAUUCUGCAGUAUUCCACCCGAUGGCCUCUAAUGAUUGACCCCCAGCUUCAAGGCAUCAAGUGGAUCAAGAAUCGCUUUGGUUCCUCUUUGGUGGUUUUACGCCUUCGGCAAAAGGGUUUCCUAGAAUCCUUGGAAAAAAGUAUUUCGCAGGGACAAACAGUGCUCAUUGAGCAGAUUGAGGAAACAAUGGACACCGUUUUGGAACCCCUGCUCAGCCGGGCACUAAUCAAAAAAGGUCGUUAUCUGCGAAUUGGAGAUAAGGAAAUCGAGUUCCAUGCCAGCUUCCGGCUCAUCCUGCACACCAAAAUGGCCAACCCCCACUACAAGCCGGAAAUGCAGGCCCAGACCACUUUAAUCAACUUUACAGUCACACCAGACGGACUCGAAGAGCAGUUACUGGCGGAGGUGGUCAAGAUUGAAAGACCCGAUCUGGAGCAGAUGAAAACGGAGGUUACUGUUCAGCAGAAUAAGUUUAAAAUAUCUCUAAAAGCUCUUGAGGAUGAGCUUCUAGCCAGGUUGGCAUCAUCGGGUGAAAAUGUCCUAGAUGAUCAUGCCUUGGUAAUAAAUUUGGAAAACACUAAGAAAACUGUGGAUGAAAUCGAAGCGAAAGUAAGGGAGGCGAGGGUGACUACCCUCCAGAUCGAUGAUACCCGGAAUAUAUACCGUUCCGCUGCAAAAAGAGCUGCCAUUUUAUACUUUGUCCUCACCGAUCUGAGUCGUAUAAAUCCAAUCUAUAAGUUCUCGCUAAAGUCCUUUAUGCACGUCUUUCGGCAAGCAAUUGCCUUGGCCUCUGAAUCCAAGAAUUUCGAACGCCGGGUGCUUCACCUGGUGGAUUCCAUUACCCUGCAGACAUAUCGCUAUACCUUACGUGGCCUAUUCGAGGCGGACAAACUUACCUUUACAUCUCAUAUGACCCUUCGGAUCCUUAUAGCCGCCGAACAGGUGGCCAAGGAUGAAACGGACUUCCUUUUACGAUUUCCACAUGAUCCCAGUACUUUAUCCCCUUUGGAUUUUGUAAGUCGCAGUGCCUGGGGUGGAAUCAAAUCCUUGACUCUCAUCGAACACUUUUAUGGAAUCGACAAGGACAUGGAAAACUACACCAAGCGCUGGAAGAAAUUUAUGGCAAGUGAUACACCAGAAAGGGAACAGUUUCCUGGAGAGUGGAAGCAUCGCACUCCCCUCCAGAAAUUGUGCAUCAUCCGGUCACUUAGGCCAGAUCGCAUGACCUAUGCCAUGCGUCAGUUUGUGGAGCAGACAAUGGGUCGUUCAUAUGCCGAAAUUCAGACGCCGCCUUUUGGUGCCAUCUUCCAGGAGUUGAAUGCAGCCACGCCCGCUUUCUUUAUCCUUUCACCAGGAGUGGAUCCCAUCCGGGAUGUGGAGCGUUAUGGGCAGCGACAGGGUUUCCAUUCGGAAUCAGAUACUUUAGUCAAUAUCUCUUUAGGACAGGGACAGGAGCUGCUGGCAGAACAGGCUAUCAUACGAGCUCUGGAAUCCGGCCAGCAGUGGGUCAUUCUGCAAAAUAUUCAUCUAGUGGUCAACUGGCUGCCCACUCUAGAGAAGCUCAUCGAACGGAUAGUUGUGCAGAGCGAGAAGCAGGGCGAAUCUAGUUUCAGGCUCUUUAUCAGCGCUGAACCGGCACCAGAUCCACAGUAUCACGUGAUUCCGCAGGGUAUCCUUGAGUCCUCACUAAAGGUGGUCAAUGAACCUCCAUCCGGAAUGGCAGCUAACCUGCACAAGGCGUGGGACAACUUCUCGCAAGACGCCUUGGAAACGUGCACUCAGGAGGCAGAGUUCAAGUCGAUCCUCUUUGCCCUCUGCUAUUUCCAUGCGGUGGCCGGCGAAAGACGAAAGUUUGGACCUCAAGGCUGGAACAAGGUGUAUCCCUUCAAUAUUGGUGACCUCACCAUCUCGUCGAAUGUCCUACACAACUACCUAGAGGGCAGCAACCGGAUUCCUUGGGAGGAUCUGCGCUAUCUCUUCGGCGAGAUUAUGUACGGUGGUCACAUCACGGACGACUGGGAUCGGCGACUUUGCCAGACAUAUCUGGAGGAGCUACUCCAACAAGAUCUUAUUGAUGGUGACUUCGAACUGUGUCCCGGUUUUCCGGCUCCUCCAAAUCUGGACUUUGAGGGAUAUCACUCGUACAUUACGGAAAUGUUGCCCGAGGAAAGUCCUCUGCUAUACGGUCUGCAUCCAAAUGCGGAGAUUGGCUUCCUGACCACUGCUUCUGAGCAGUUGUUGCGCACCAUCUUCGAGCUGCAGCCACGGGAAUCAGAGUUAAGUUCUCAUUGCGGAGCACCACGAGAGGAGCUGGUCAAGAUCAUGAUCGACGACUUCCUGGACAAACUGCAGGAUGAGUUCAACCUGCAGGCUCUGCUCAAUCGGGUAGAACGCAAGACACCUUUUGUGGUGGUUGCUCUACAGGAAUGCGAAAGGAUGAACGCUCUCAUCCGAGAAAUCAAACGAUCCCUUCGGGAACUGAUGUUGGGACUGAGAGGCGAACUCACCAUUACCCAGGAAAUGGAGAAAUUAGACCACGCCAUUUUCUACGAUCACGUGCCGGGUGCCUGGGCUCGACUGGCUUACCCAAGUAUGUUGGGUCUGCAGUCCUGGUUUGCGGACUUGCUGCACCGCAUCAAGGAGCUGGCCGGGUGGCUAAAUGACUUUAAGUUGCCCUGCGCCAUCUGGCUGGGCGGGCUCUUUAAUCCGCAGAGCUUCCUCACCGCCAUCAUGCAGGAGAGUGCCCGAAAGCACGAUUUGCCACUGGACAGGAUGCUAAUUAGCUGCGACGUCACCAAAAAGCAGAAGGAUGAUGUCACCCUGCCUCCCAUGGAGGGCGCCUUUGUGCACGAUCUGUACAUGGAUGGCGCCAGUUGGGACUGUCAACUUAACUCCAUUGUGCCGCUGCGUCCCAAGGAGAUGCUCUGCGCCAUGCCCGUCAUUUACAUUAAGUCCAUUGUCCAGGAGAAGCAGGAGCUGCAGCGCGUCUACGAGUGUCCUUUGUACAAGACCAGGUCGCGUGGCAAUACCUACGUGUGGACCUUUAACCUGAAGACCCGCGAACGCCCCUCGAGAUGGAUAUUGGGCGGCGUGGCCCUACUCCUGCAGCCAUAA
This is a messenger RNA of Drosophila eugracilis, 14550 nucleotides long. Its product is annotated as dynein heavy chain 17, axonemal. Gene Ontology annotation, biological process: microtubule-based movement. Lineage: Eukaryota; Metazoa; Arthropoda; Insecta; Diptera; Drosophilidae. The coding region runs from base 1 to 14550 and encodes 4849 amino acids. The transcript is spliced from 32 exons. Gene Ontology annotation, molecular function: minus-end-directed microtubule motor activity; dynein light intermediate chain binding; ATP binding. The record is from RefSeq and is a predicted model, not a curated record. Gene Ontology annotation, cellular component: dynein complex.